AUGGCAACACCUGCCAAAAGCAACGCGGCCAAUGCCAAUCCAGGCGCAACCCCGACGCAAAUAACAUCAUCACCAUAUCCUGCUCCCGCGGCGGUGCCCAUGGGACGGCCGUUGUCACACAUCUCGCCGUCGACGCGUACGCCCUCACACCAGCAGGGACAGCAUCACCUCCACCAAGGACAGCAACACCCACCUACCUCAUCACACUCGCAGCCACCCACACAUCAGUAUACGCCUAUGCUAGACGAUGCAGCAGCGUUUAGCUCACCGUCUGCCCUGUUAGCGCUGGGAUUAUCCGGCAUCACGCCCUCCCCCGGCCCUGGCGGCAUUGCCAUGAGCGCUGGCCUUAGUAUGGGCAUAGGAAUGGGACUAAGCAUGUCUGACACUAUGGGAAUGAGUAUGGGGAUGCCGCUGGACCUCCCCAUGCACACGCUACCUGGAGCAACGGCGAAAGACACUGAAGCAGAAAAACGACGAAACAUGUCUGAAGUGCUCUCCAUGCUACGAUCACGUGUAGCUGGACGUGGUGUAUGUCGUGAAUCCAUCGAGAGACUCGGCAUUCUAGAAGGAUUCGAGUGUAUGUGGCAGGAGAAUAAUUUAAGUAUUGCGGGGAACAGCGUUGACCUGGAGAUUGAGUUUGGUCAGCGAGAUGGGGUGGAUGCAGAUGUGGUCAGGGACGUGACGCUGCGGUAUGCUACGAGGGAGAUGGCAGAGGGUGAGAAGAGGGAGGCUGCAUCGGCUGUGUUGAAGGGCGUGUUGACUACGGAUGGAGAGGAUGGGGAGUGGAAGAGGGUGAGCGCCUUUCAUGCUAAUCUAACGCGGCUAGCGAGGUUGGAUGGACUGUGUAGGGAGGUGAACUGCUUUGAGGCCGUGGAGGGAGUGUAUGAGAGUAUGCGGAAGGUGUGGGAUGCAUCGUCCGAGGAGAGUCGGUUCUGGGAACGACUGUGCAGGAGCAGCGUUGGAUGCCCGACCAUGCACUGUGGAGAGAACGUCGGUCUGGCGGUGCAGUACUGGGUUGACCAGCGGCGGUUCCUCGAUGCACGACAUACCUCCCUCGACGAGAUCUUCACAGCCGCGUCUAGGCUGGAAAGGGGCAGACGCCAGCUAUACAACGCCGUCAUCGAGUGCGAGUCCGGCUACCCGCCACUACGCAUAUCCAAGAAUUGGGUAGACGAACCUACACUACUACAUGAUACUAAUAACACGACAGACGAAGAGACGAACGAGAACAAGAGAACGAACUGGCUGGAGCCGCCGCCGACGCUGGUCUCGACCGACCCUCUGCUGCCGUCGAGCCCACCCAACGUCCGCUUCGUGGCACGUCUCGAACCGGCCGUCCACGUACCCAUCGUCGUGGCAGCAGAGAUCUAUAGACUGGUCGGGAUAACGCUGCAGCAGGAGAUGAGGCCUGCCGCGUUCGAUGCGUUGGUUGUGCCUGUUGAACGGCGGACGAAGCCCGGCGGCGGACAGCAUGUGAGGGAGGUAACCACCUUUGAGAACGACCAGGCGGUAGGCAAGAAGCAUGUGUAUACCUUUCACGCGCUCGAGCAUGUGCCUGGCUUCACCGUGCGGGAGCUUCCCUUUUCUCACCCGCGCCAGGUGGAGGACGUCCUCCCUAUGCUACGACAGUACGCCCUGCUCGGCAGCUUGCUGGACGUGUUUGACCAGUCAAGCAGCAGCAGCAACAAGACUGACGAUCCUUCAGACGGCAGGGAUAGUUUCACCAGCAACAUUGACGCAGCUGAAACCCGGCUGACUUCGAUCCUCUCGUCUAAUGCGGCAACUCCAGCCAGAGACACGCGGAUCUCCAUCUCGCUACGCACGCCCAUCUCGUCACCACCGUGUCUGCUGCUGGUCUUCCCUCUCCAGCCCGUCUACCAACCCGCCAGCAUCACGAUCGAGGUGAGGCCCGAUGGCCGGCUGCAUGUCCCCUGCACGAGCGGGCUGGUGGAUCGCACGCACACGCGAGCAGAAGCGCAGGCCGAGGAGAGGAAGGUCUGUGGCUUGCUGGAACGCGUGCUGGAGACGAGCGAGGAUCUGGGGUUGCUGGUCGAGUGGCUUCAGCUUCCUCUCUUCUUCUUCCUCUCUUUCUCCCUUCUCUCUCCUUCUCUUCUAUUAUUUUACUCUCUUCUCGUACCUAUCUCUCACCUCUACUCUUUGCCUCCCUCUACCUUUACCACUACAACACCGUCCAAGCAGGACUAUCUCAUCCACUUCCUCAUCAUGGCGAACGUUCGUCGAUCUGACGCUGAAAAUCUCAAAAAAUAUCUGAGCCUCGACCAGCGUGGAAAGGUCCUCGCCGAGUACGUCUGGGUUGAUGCCAGUGGUGGCGUUCGCUCCAAAACAAAGACUCUCAACACCGCCGUCACCUCCCCCGACGAGCUCCCAGAGUGGAACUUCGACGGCUCCUCCACAGGCCAGGCUCCCGGCCACGACUCAGACAUCUACCUCCGCCCCUGCGCCAUCUUCCCUGACCCUUUCCGAGGCGGUGACAACAUCCUGGUUCUCUGUGAGACAUGGGACGCCGAUGGCUCGCCCAACAAGUACAACUACCGCCAUGAAGCCGCCCGUCUCAUGCGCACACACGAAAAGGAACAGUUCUGGUUCGGCCUAGAACAAGAAUACACCCUGCUCGAUUCCGAUGGCUGGCCGUUCGGAUGGCCCAAGGGUGGUUACCCCGGUGCCCAGGGCCCUUACUACUGCGGUGUAGGCACCGGCAAGGCCCAGUGCCGUGACAUCGUCGAUGCUCACUACAAGGCCUGUCUCUACGCCGGCAUCAACAUCUCCGGUAUCAACGCUGAGGUCAUGCCUUCUCAGUGGGAGUACCAGGUUGGACCAUGCGAGGGUAUUGCCCUUGGUGAUCAACUCUGGAUGUCUCGCUUCCUCCUCAACCGUGUCGCCGAAGACUUUGGUGUCGUCAUCAGUCUUGCUCCCAAGCCAAUCCCAGGUGACUGGAACGGUGCUGGUCUGCACUCCAACGUUUCCACCGCCUCCAUGCGUGCCGAAGGUGGCAUGAAGGUCAUCGAGGCUGCCAUGAAGAAGCUCGAGGCCCGUCACCCAGAGCACAUCGCCGUCUACGGUGAAGGAAACGAGGACCGUCUGACCGGUCGCCACGAGACUGGCAGCAUCGACAAGUUCAGCUGGGGAGUCGCCGAUCGCGGUGGAAGUGUCAGAAUCCCCAGACAGUGUGCAAAGGAUGGAAAGGGAUAUUUCGAGGACCGAAGACCCGCUAGUAAUGCGGAUCCCUACCAGAUCACGGGUAUCAUUGUUGAAACUCUCUGUGGCAGCUCUUAA
Molecule: messenger RNA, 3294 nt
Organism: Arthroderma uncinatum
Lineage: Eukaryota; Fungi; Ascomycota; Eurotiomycetes; Onygenales; Arthrodermataceae
Product: glutamine synthetase
Exons: 8
Coding region: 1-3294 (1097 amino acids)
Biological process (GO): regulation of transcription by RNA polymerase II
Cellular component (GO): mediator complex; cytoplasm
Molecular function (GO): glutamine synthetase activity; transcription coregulator activity
Source: RefSeq, a predicted model, not a curated record